Messenger RNA from Neoarthrinium moseri, 1014 nucleotides. RefSeq lists its product as uncharacterized. NCBI's taxonomy places the organism in Eukaryota, Fungi, Ascomycota, Sordariomycetes, Amphisphaeriales, Apiosporaceae. The transcript has 2 exons. The record is from RefSeq and is a predicted model, not a curated record. The coding region runs from base 1 to 1014 and encodes 337 amino acids.
AUGGCCGUCCCGUCGAAUAUCUACCAGGACGUCAUCAAUUGGGCCCUCGCCCAGCAAGGGCACGAGGCGGCCAACGGCAGUCCCGUCACCCUACCUCCAGCACAAAGAAGGGCGCUCCUCGACUUACACCAGCUCACCAGACCUGCAUCGGCCAUCCCGACCGAGCCUGAAAUCGGUGAUACCAACUGGGUUGGCUUGCUCUUUCGCUACCGCCAGGCCAACCCACUGACCCCUGGCUCGGCAGACCCGCACGACAUGGCCUUCAUUGACGAGCCUGUCGAGCACUCGCCGGCCCCGCGCUGGGCAUGCUACGUCUCGAUCGCGGAGAGCGACGGGCCGUUUCCGGGCCCCGCCGGCGGCCUGGACCCGGCGACCGGUGCAACGCCGUCUUUUGCCCGCAAGAUGAACGCCAAGCAGUAUGCCGCCCGGUGCGCCGCCGAGUGGCUGAUGGCCCAGAACCUGAUGCCCUCGAACGGGAGGGACGUCAAGUUCCCGCGACCGACGGCACCUGCCAGGGAGAGCCCCGGCGCGAUGGAGGAAGAGGGGGGGAUGUCGUCGGAUUCGUCCUCGCCAUCUGUCUCGGCGUCCGUCUCUGCUCCGUCGCCAGGAGGAGCAGGAGGAGAAGUAGGAGGGGCAGGGGGCGGCGCAACGUUAAAUCCCAAGAACACUACACCCCCGGUAUUCUUCGAUGACGUCGAUGGCGACGAGCCGCGAUCGACACAACUGGUUUCGGACCUGUGCCAGACGCUCGGCUGGAGCCCGCCUUCGUACAAGCUUCUGCAGGAGGGAACGAGCGGCUACUGGUCUGGCUACCCGAUCUCUGACGAUAUCAACUACCGGCGAUUCCCGCAGAACCUAGGCUACGUCAGCAACGUCCUGGGCAAAGAGAACGCCAGGGAGAAGAUUGCCGAUGCGGUACUUGGGGAGCUGCGGAAGAUGGUGACCAAAAGGCAGGCCACGAUGCCUAAGUUCACGCCGACUGAGGAUGGUUCCUAUCGGAGAUUGAGUCAUUAG